This is a messenger RNA of Cryptococcus amylolentus CBS 6039, 800 nucleotides long. RefSeq lists its product as hypothetical. The coding region runs from base 1 to 762 and encodes 253 amino acids. The transcript has 3 exons. The record is from RefSeq and is a predicted model, not a curated record. NCBI's taxonomy places the organism in Eukaryota, Fungi, Basidiomycota, Tremellomycetes, Tremellales, Cryptococcaceae.
AUGUCUGCCCCCCAGCAUCCUCCUCCUUCUGCUACCAAGCAGCAACCUGCCACCAAGAAGAAGAAGACCAAGGAGACCAAGAGCCCAGACGUCGCGUCUGUCACCCCGGCCACCGCUUCGCCUACUCCUGGUGCCCCUGGUACCUCUGGUACCCCUGGAGUCGCUGCUGCUGCGUCCGCCGCUGUCGCGGCGGAAGAGGAGAAGCGUACCCAGGAUUGGUCCAACAACGAGACGCUCGUCAUGUUGCGGGAGCUUGUUGAUCGGCGUUUGGCGCAAGGAUCGUACAUCAAGACCUGGCAGAAGAAGACUCUGGACGCUGUCGCGGCCAAGAUACACCAGCAGGUCGCCGGUACCGUCCUCAGGACGGACAAAUCCCUCAGGGGGAAGAUCAACACACUUAGGAAGGACUACAAGCUCAUUGCCACCCUGCUCAACGACUUCUCCGGCUUUGGUUGGAACGGUGAGCUCAAGUGUGUCUACCACGAGGACGAUGUUUGGUACAGAGUCAGCGCCAAAUACCGCAAGUUCCAAGUCUUGCGCUGGCCUUUCUACGACCUCAUGCUGCAGCUAGAAGAGGGAGGGGCCGAACCCACGGGUGAACAGGUGUUUGAUCCUUUGUCGGACACGGAGCCGGUGUUGUCGUGGAGCGCGAGUGAGAGAGGCAAGGGUGUUGAGCAGGCUGUGGGUGCAGAGCAGAGCGAACGAGAGGUGAGAGCCGAACGAGUGAGCAAGCUUCUUUGUGAAAGAUUUCGUUACUGUUGAUGUGAGAGUGCAAUGCUGACAUAUACCUCGGUAUAGGC